AUGGGUAAAUACCACGGCACCUCUUCCACCGUUCUAAGGCCACGGACUACCAAGGAAGUGAGCGAAAUAGUCAAGUAUUGCAACGAGAAAAGAAUAGGAAUUGUCCCCCAAGGAGGAAACACUGGCUUGGUGGGCGGUAGCGUCCCUACGGGCCGAGGCGAGCUUGUCGUAAGCUUGGGUAGUAUGAAUAAGGUUCGACACUUCGAUCCUGUCUCCGGUAUGUGUACCUUGGUUGCGGACGCUGGAUGUGUCCUCCAGUCUCUCACAGACUAUCUAGCUCCCCAUAAUCACAUCAUGCCAGUCGAGUUCGGCGCGAAAGGCAGUUGUAUGAUCGGUGGGAAUUGUGCAACGAACGCCGGUGGUGUGAGGCUGCUACGCUAUGGUUCCUUGCAUGGCACAGUUUUAGGGUUGGAGGUGGUGUUACCCGAUGGGACUAUUCUCGAUCAGCUGACGACUCUGCGGAAGGAUAACACCGGCUACGAUCUGAAGCAACUCUUCAUUGGCUCGGAAGGCACGCUCGGUAUCAUCACCGGUGUUUCUAUCCUUACUCCUCCGGCUCCGCAAGCAUCGUCUAAUGCUCUUCUUGCUCUCCCGUCCUUCGACUCCGUUCUCCCUCUGUUCAAGCGGGCCAAGCGAGAACUAUCUGAGAUCCUGUCUGCGUUUGAGUUUAUUGAUCGGGGAGCCUACGACUUGUCCGUGAGACACGGUCAAGGGAGAGGAAUGAGUCCCGAAGAAGCCGGAGGUGCGGAGUGUUUUGUGCUGAUCGAGACAAGCGGUGGAAGGCGAGAACAUGACGAGGAGAAACUCAGCGACCUUCUAGAACACCUAUUGAGUGAAGACAAGCCUCUCAUCAACACAGGCGUUCUAUCCCAGGACGCCACCCAGUUUUCGAAUAUUUGGUCGCUCCGUGAAGGCAUUACCGAGGCUGUAUCGAAAGAGGGCAAGGCGUACAAGUACGAUAUCUCCAUUCCACUGUCGGCAUUUAAGGAAGUAGUGGAUGCCACCAAAGAUCGCUUGAGGGAGAAAGGUUUACUAGGGCCACACGCUGUUAAGGAGGUCGUCGGAUAUGGUCACAUCGGCGAUGGUAAUUUGCACUUGAACGUGGUCGCCGCAGCAUAUACGUCGGAAAUAGAGGCGGCGCUGGAGCCUUUUGUCUACGAGCUCGUUGGCAAAUACAAGGGUUCGAUAUCGGCAGAGCAUGGCUUGGGGGUGAUGAAAGCGCAUGCCCUACACUAUUCCAAGAACGGAAUCAGUAUAGAGUGGAUGAGGAGAAUCAAGGACCUCUUCGAUCCGAAUGGGAUCAUGAACCCAGGCAAAGUUCUGCCGCCGGCCUCAGGGGCAUCUCACGAGCCCUCGUUGAAGAAUACGGGAUCUGGACGUGUAGCAUAG
Molecule: messenger RNA, 1389 nt
Organism: Gloeophyllum trabeum ATCC 11539
Lineage: Eukaryota; Fungi; Basidiomycota; Agaricomycetes; Gloeophyllales; Gloeophyllaceae
Exons: 7
Coding region: 1-1389 (462 amino acids)
Cellular component (GO): mitochondrion
Molecular function (GO): FAD binding; catalytic activity
Source: RefSeq, a predicted model, not a curated record